Messenger RNA from Lytechinus pictus (painted urchin), 1752 nucleotides. Its product is annotated as activated Cdc42 kinase-like. Gene Ontology annotation, biological process: protein phosphorylation. The record is from RefSeq and is a predicted model, not a curated record. The transcript has 5 exons. Gene Ontology annotation, molecular function: protein binding; protein tyrosine kinase activity. NCBI's taxonomy places the organism in Eukaryota, Metazoa, Echinodermata, Echinoidea, Temnopleuroida, Toxopneustidae. Bases 1 to 474 code for a protein of 157 amino acids.
AUGGCUUUGAGGACACGUACACAUAUGUGCAAAAUCUUGAAAACGAUAGACAAGCCAAAGUUGGAACGGUUAGAACGUCCCGAAGCCUGUCCACAGAAGAUCUACGAGCUUAUGUUAAGGUGUUGGGCGCAUGAACCAGAAAGCAGAAUGUCAUUUGCUGAACUUCACGAAGAACUGCCAAAAGCCCGACCAAUGCAGGUGAAAACUCUUGUCAACUAUGUAGCAUUACAUCCAGAAGAACUCACAUUCAGAGCAGAGGACGUACUCUCAGUUGUCGACAUCAAUGACGACACUGGAGUGUGGAAGGGCAUAAAUCCGAUGGGAAAGAUUGGAUACUUUCAGCGGGUGGAUACGGUUGCCCUUGGCAACAAUCAGACGGGGAAGCUCAAAAGAUGGAGGAGCGGCAGGUCUUCUAAAACAGAAAACAGAAGAAGCAUAUUGUAUGCAUCGCAGAGACCUAAACGUCAGAGGUAAGAUGUUGGAUAAAAUGCAUAAUUCAGCACUUUUUAUUUUAAUAUCACGCUUAAUAACUCUCAUUCAUUCAAUUUUCUGCAAAAUCAUCCAAAACUACAUGUAUAUACAUUUUUCAGUCAUUUAAAAGUGGGUUUAUUGAUAAAUUCUUAGGUUCUUGGGACCAAUUUCUUCUCUGUUAAUAUACACCUCAAAAGCACAGCACUUUCACUUCACGGAAUCUACAUGAAAUCAUGCAAAUCACUACAUUGUACAUUCCACUCUUCUGCUACACUUAAUCACUGAUGGUUGUUCGUCUGGAAACAUCUUUUUCAAAUCUAUUUGGCAUUACAUAAAUACUUAAUCUCUGGAUGCAAUUUUUCUUUGCAUGACUUUGUCUUUACAAGUGGCGUAUCUAGGGGGCAAGAGGGCACAUUCCCUGGUUACCCUUUUUUUUUGGGGGGGGGGGGGGCGUGCAAUUUUUUUUUACUGAAAUUCACAAUCUAAAAACUAAUGGCAUCAGAAGAUGAAAAGGGUGCUACAUCUAUGUUUGUCUUGGUGUCAGAUAUUUCAGAUAUUUGAAUGGAAAACAAUUUUUAUAGCACCUUGCUCUUGGGUUUUUCUUCCCCUAGAUUUGCCACUUUUUAUUGCUUUUGUCUAUAGCAUCUUGUGCAUUUUUUCCCCCAGCACAAUCUUGCACGUUUUUUUUAUUUUUCCUGUUCGCACAAGGACUUCAAAGAUAUAAAGGCAAAGUAAAGCAUUCUCAAGUGUCAGGAAAUAGGCAAUUGGAUCGUGCUGAUAUUUAGUCAUGUACACUGUAUCCUCCAACUCUUAGGAUAUAAUAUGAUUGUUUAGACUAUUACUGACAAAAAUGAGCUUUAUCAACUUAUGUUCACAUUUUGGGGUUGUCUUGUUAUUCAGAAGUGAAAUUAAGUGGUAUGAAGUGAAUGGUCAGAUUUUCUAACAAUUCACACAUUUUAACAAAACAUAAAAACAUUUGAAAGUCAAGCACAAAUUUAUGAUAUAUAUGUAGUACAUGUCUGAUUAUCUGAAGAUAAAAUUGCAUUUUUUUUUUAUAAAGUUUUGUUCAAAUGCAAAUUUUAUUCAAAUGGCCCCAGAUUUGCUUGUAUUAGGGUCAGCAGGCAUUGUACAAGUACAAUAGUUAAAAAUUGAUCGAAGUUGAAAUGUGAACAUCACCAAUCUUUUAAACACACCAAUAGUGAAUUGGAUUUGGAUUUGAAUUAAUUGAACAUCAUUGAUAAACAUCAAUAUUUUGUUUACCUAGUCUAAUAGGACAGCAUU